CCAUUUCCUUUAUAAUCCUUCAAUACUAGAAUAAACAUGCACAAGUUCUAUUUUUUAAUUUUUUUUUUUUUUUAUAAAAAAAGCUCUUGCUAGCAACUUAGCAGGAAUUAUUUUCCCGUCAUACAUAAGCUUGUAAGGAAAACAUGAAUGCUCUUGCGGAAGGGAACAUGAAUAAGGAGAUUACGGUUGACGUCGAUGUUAAUCAUCGAGAACCAUGGAUUGAAGGGAACAUGAAUAAGGAGAUACCAUUGCAUAUAGCAAUCAGGGAAGGGCACAAGGAAGUCGCUUUGUCUUUGCUGUCAAUUGAUUCGAACAUUUCGGGGUUGAUGAGUGGCUUUUGUGACAAGGAUGGUUAUACUCCUCUCUACCUCGCGGUAGAAAAGGGGUUUGAAGAUGUUGCCUUAAGAAUGUUGGAGUCAAGUACUGAUUCUUCAGACAAAGACAAUACCACGUCAAACUAUCAAAAUCCCUUAAGUGUGGUGCCCCAGUGCUCAGAGAAUGUCGGACGAAAACUGCUGGAAAGAUACCCCGAUCUCAUGUACAGAAGCAAUAAUGUAAGCCGUGAGGAGACAUUUCUUCAUGAUUGGGUUAGAUAUGAGAAGCUAGAUUCUUUGAAAUGGUUUCUAGAGCAAAAGCCUAUACCGGAGAUAGCUUGGUCUACAGUCCGCCAAAAAGUAAUCUGUCAAAAGGACACAUUUGAUUAUAAUCCUCUUCAUGUUGCCGCGGAACGUAGCUUACCUGAAGUAGCAGACCUCCUUAUAGAAGCAUACUUACAGGAGCAAAAAUAUCACAAGAGAGAUCAGUACAACGGAAAAAAUCAGCAUCCUUGGUUACAAAGGAACAAAAACGGGGAUACUCCUUUGCUUUUGGCCAUCAGAAAUAAAAAAUUUGAAGUGGGGAUGCAUUUGUUGGAUGAGAAAAAUAAUCCUGAAGAUCAGUGCAAGAUCACCUCCAACACCGGUGAAAGUCCACUUUUCCUAGCUGUCCAAAAUAAUUAUUUCGACCUAGUAAGAGAAAUAAUUCUGAAAUGCACAAGUACAGAAUACACUGUGCAUACUGGUCCAGAUAAACAAAACCCUAUGCACGUAGCUUUAAACUGCCCAGAAAUUGCAAAAUUGCUGAUAGAAUACCACCCUGAGUGGGCAAAGAGCAAAGAUAGCAAAGGAAAUACGCCCCUAGACAACGCAGCCAAAGCCGGAGAUACAAGCCUUAUUGAAUUAUUGCUAAUGAAAGUUAACUGGAUGGAGAAUUCACCUAGAGCUUGGGUUAAUGCCUGUGAAAAUGGUCACGUAGGUGCUUUCCACCAAUUGAUAUCGAGCGACAAGGAAAAAUUCUGGCGGCUUUGUGAGAUGCAAACAGAUACACCUCUGCAUCAUAUCUGCCUGACAAAUCAGAAAGAUUAUGAAGAAUUCAUCAAAACAUAUCCUGGAAUAGAACAACAGAUUAAUGUAAAGGAUAGUCAAGGCGCGACACCUUUGCAUCAAGCAAUACAACGGAAAGAUUUGGUCCUGGCUGAAGUAUUACUAAAAAUCAAGGCAAAACCAGACAUUAAGGACAAUAAUGGGGUAACAGCCAUGGCAAUGCUAGCAAGUGAAUGUGAGAAAUCUAAAGAAUGGGAUUCAAUGUGCAAGCGUACAGAUAUAUAUCCAAGGAUAAAAACAAGCUAUGUGUCACAAAAGACAAACUUGGGGGAAAUGAGAGGGACGAUGUCAGUAGUAGCAGCACUUCUAGCCACAAUAACAUUCGCAGCUGGACUCCAAGUUCCUGGUGGUUUCAAUGAUAAAGGAAAAGAUGCUUUAGGGAAUAAUGCAGCAUUCGUAGCGUUCUUGAUAUUUGAUACAUAUGCGAUGUGUUGUUCUAUGGUUGUCUUGUUCUCUCUAAUCUGGGCUAUGGAUUUGGAUAAUGAAAAGGCACUAGUUUUAAUUGAUCUCAGUGUGAGUAUACUCCAGCAGUCCUUUUAUGGGACUCUGCUAGCCUUCAUGACUGGAGUUUACGCUGUGGUGUCUCAUCACCAUCACUCUUCUGGAUGGGCAGUUUCCAUUUUCAUCAUUGUGGUGUGCUGUAUGGUCCUACUCAUAACCAACAAGAGUAUUCUUCUCUGGAUCCUUCAAAGUUCAAAACUAGGAUGCGAUGAAUAAUUUGGAGUGAGUAUAUUAAAUCAGUUGGUUCCUCAGGAUAGAUAUAAUUACUACCAAAAUGGAUAAAUAAUCUCGUGAGAACCCCUCCUUUAUGUGAGAAUUGUUCUUAUGUGAGAACACUUUUUAUGUUCUAAAUAUUUACUUGUAUGUUUUAAAUUUUAUACCUGAUGUUAUAAACUUUUUCCCAGGUGUCCAAAAUUAAAUCAGAUGUUCUAAAUUAGUACU
Messenger RNA from Chenopodium quinoa (quinoa), 2363 nucleotides. RefSeq names its product ankyrin-1-like. Gene Ontology annotation, molecular function: protein phosphatase 1 binding; protein phosphatase regulator activity. The record is from RefSeq and is a predicted model, not a curated record. The transcript is spliced from 4 exons. The coding region runs from base 144 to 2138 and encodes 664 amino acids. Gene Ontology annotation, cellular component: plasma membrane. NCBI's taxonomy places the organism in Eukaryota, Viridiplantae, Streptophyta, Magnoliopsida, Caryophyllales, Amaranthaceae.